UACCAAGUCAAAAUACAAAAUAGUAGUAGUAGUCAAUCCCUUUGUAGCUGCCAGUUAUAUAUUGAUGAUCAUGAUCGCGCUAAUACAAAUCUAGUUUGUUUCUCACACUAAAAUAAAAACAACAAAUGGAGUUAAUACACAGCUUUUUGUCACUUUGUUGCACUGUUGUAGUGGUAAUAUACGCCUGGAAAAUCAUGAAUUUUGUGUGGUUUAGGCCGAAGAAAAUGGAGAAAAUCCUCAGACAACAGGGUUUCGUUGGAAAACCGUACAGAUUCUUGGUUGGGGAUUUGAAUGAAAUGAAGAACAUGGGCAAUGAAGCUUUGUCCAAACCCAUCGAUUUCUCCGAUGAUUUUGUACCAAGAAUCAUUCCCUUUAUUCAUAAAACUGUCACUAAUCAUGGUGAGAAUUGUUUCAUAUGGCUUGGGCCUUAUCCUGCAGUACUUAUCUUUGAUCCCGAUAUUGUGAGAGAGGUUUUGUCGAAAACUUACGUUUUCCAAAAGCCAUAUAAUCCAUUAGCAAAUGUUUUGGCACGAGGAUUGGCGAGUUACGAGACUGAUAAAUGGGCUAAGCAUAGAAGACUUAUCAAUCCUGCUUUUCACCUAGACAAAGUAAAGCAUAUGAUUCCAUCGUUCCACAAAUGCUGUGCCGAAAUGUUGAGCAAAUGGGAAAAGAUUGUGCCGAGUGAAGGAUGUUUCGAGUUGGACGUGUGGCCGUAUCUUCAGACGAUGACAAGCGAUGCAAUUUCGCUCACUGCGUUCGGCACUAGCUAUGAACAAGGGAGAAAGAUAUUCGAACUUCAAAAAGAACAAGCCACACUUAUCACAAAGUCAAAUCUCUUCUCCACUUUUAUCCUUGCAUGGAGAUAUUUGCCUACAAAAACAAACAGAAGGAUGAAACGUAUAAUAACGGAAUUAGAGUCACUAUUGCGUGCGAUAAUCGAUCAAAGAACAAAGGCAAUUGAAGCAGGGGAAGCUACUUCAAACGAUUUAUUGGAUAUAUUAUUAGAAUCGAACUCCAAAGAAAUAAAACAAAACGGGCAUAAGUUUGGAAUGAGUUUGCAAGAUGUUAUUGAAGAGUGCAAGUUGUUCUAUCUUGCUGGCCAGGAGACAACCUCGUCGUUGCUCGUCUGGACUAUGAUUUUACUAAGCAAGUAUUUAGAUUGGCAAGCUCGUGCGAGAGAGGAAGUACUUCACGUUUUCCGAAGCGAGACUCCCAAUUUUCAAGACUUAGGUCGUCUCAAAAUUGUAAGCAUGAUUAUUAAUGAGGUAUUAAGAUUAUAUUCGCCGGGAUUGUUGUUUAGUCGGACGGUUAACAAGGAAACUGCACUAGGAAACAUAGUCCUACCAAAGGGAGCAUAUCUAUUACUUCCGGCUAUACUUUUACACCAUGACGUCAAACUUUGGGGGGAAGAUGUAAAGGAUUUCAAUCCGGAGAGAUUUAGUGGAGGAGUUACGGAGGCGACAGGUGGCAAACUCUCGUACUUCCCGUUUGGGUGGGGACCACGGAUAUGCAUCGCGCAGAAUUUUGCUAUGUUGGAAGCCAAAACGGCACUGGCUAUGAUUUUGCGGAACUAUUCUUUUGAGCUCUCGCCGUCUUAUUCGCAUGCUCCUCGUAUAGCGCUGAAUCUUCAACCUCAACACGGCGCGCACUUGAUUCUUCGUAAAUUAUCGUCCACAUAGGGCGGUUGACCGGUUGGUUUAUUUUUAGUUGCAUUUAUUGUCUUGACUUGUUUGUGUUUGUAACUCAUAUAUAUGAUGUAUAAAAAAAAAAUAUAUAUCUUGAGUUUUUGUAUUAAAAAUGAAGUCAAAUUUA
Erythranthe guttata (spotted monkey flower) is the source of this 1812-nucleotide messenger RNA. Its product is annotated as cytochrome P450 CYP72A219. The record is from RefSeq and is a predicted model, not a curated record. NCBI's taxonomy places the organism in Eukaryota, Viridiplantae, Streptophyta, Magnoliopsida, Lamiales, Phrymaceae. Gene Ontology annotation, molecular function: heme binding; iron ion binding; monooxygenase activity.